UAAUAUCCUUUGUCCUCAAUAUCCAGUCUCGAAUCAAAUUAAUAACAAUGGCCGUCGCAGUUGGCUGUCAUUCGGUAGUAUACGCGGAUUAUGUGACAGUGAGAAACUUGUGGCGAGUGGCAAUCGCUGCAAAUCGGUCGGAGUGAUUGAUUCUCGAAUGAAAUCAACGUGACCAAAUUCGUUGUAAAGAAUGAUUUUCUAGUGGAUGGUUAAAUCACGGUGUCAACUAGUAACCACGGAUGACCAGCUGACAAUGUUUUGCCAUUAGCAUAAUUUAGUGCUUAGCGGGCGUUCGCGGUAAAUUCAGGAUGUUUAAAGCUGAGGAGUCGUCAAGAGACAGCUUCCUUCAGCAAACGAAGGCCGCAAGGGAGGAAAGGGCCCAUGAGAAAGACAGAGAAGCUGCUGUCACCUUAAUUCAGGCUUAUGUUAGGGGAUGGUUAACCCGUAAAAGAAUAUUAGAAGAAUUUGAUACAAAUUUUCUCAAUGACGGCAGUACAGAAACAAAUAUAGAACUGAAACCUGCUUUGCACAUGUAUAAGAUUAUUUCUAAAUUUUUGUAUAUAUAUAAGAAAGAGAGGGAUCAAGAAAGAAUAGAAAAAUUAUAUAGAUAUCUAGUAUGGACUCUUGAUUCUGAGUCUCCAGAAAUUUCGUACGUAGGACUUGUAUUAAACAAAGAUCACUACAUAUCAUGGAUAUUGCAAAUGAAAACAUUGUUACUUUAUUGUCUGACUGGUUUAGAGAAUCUUAAACCAGAAAGAGUGUGCGACCAUAAAUCCAUCCAUUUGAGAUUACACACAUUAGUUAGUUUUACAUCACCUGGAACAUGGGCAAUUUUAAAAGUAGGAGGAAUGGAAAAGCUCAGGGGUGGCAUGACUCAACUAUGUGCAAAUGUAAUGGGUCACCUAAUCAACAAUGGGUUUUAUCCUAUUAUGCAGGCUUUUCUAAUGAAAGGCCUGGGUAGAGUGGAAAUUGCCUUGAAACCAAUAGCGCUUUCAGCAGCAGUUACUUUGGCAUUAAGACCACUAAUUUCUUCCCAAAUGUCAGACAAAUUGGUAUCUCUAUUUUUAAUUAACAUUUUUAGUGUGCCUGCUUUGGUCUAUCAUCUCAAUAAUAUGUCAUCUGUGUGUAUUUCAUCAUUCAUUACUUGCAACUUGUUUGCAAGAAGCCUAGAGCUAUUGAAUUCAGAACAAAAUUUGAGAAUAGUUUUUAAUGCUUUAGAAGGUAGCUAUGCACUGUGUUUACUAGCUAAUUUAAUACAAUUAGCUAAUAUUGAAAGAGAAGAAGUAUUGAGAGAACUCUAUUUUCCUUCUUUUACGUUUGUUGUAACAAAAAUGUUGGAAGCAUGUCAACAGUAUGUAGUUGCAAAACAAAGUAAUUUAACUCAUUGGCACCCUAUCUUGGGGUGGCUUGCAUUAAAGGUUGAUUCAACAUUGCAAGAACCUAUUCCAUAUGUAAAAAUACAGUUAGCAUGUUUGUGGACAGGAAGGAUAGUUACACAAUUAAUUGGUCAACCAUUAACAGAACUUAUAGAGAAAGAGAUAGCUCCAUCACUAGAGCAACAGGGCACAUCCGUUGGUACUAACAUUUUUCGAAGGGCGUUUUUGGAAGCACGUACAAAUAGAAAUAAUAAUACUAAGAAUUAUAGGAAAUUGGGAAGUCCAGAAACUACUAGAAUAGCUUUAAUUUGUUCUCUUUAUCAAAUCGCUUUACAUACGCUCACACAGAUGAAAAUGGAGAUAUUAACUGGUUUAUGCUAUCAAGAUAAAAUUUUGUACCACAUGUAUUUGUUUCUGGGAACAUUGGGUCCACAUUGUGGCUUGAAAGCAUUUUUAGACCAUUUAGCUGCAAAUACAAAAUGUACAGCACCCGAAUUUCAGAUGUUGAUAUUAUUUUCUGAUUGUAUGACACAUUAUGUUACGAUCUUAGAUGAUAUGGAAAUGUAUGAACAACAAGAACCCUUCAAGAUUACCGAUUUUGUAACGAUAUCAUAUUUUUUAAAUCAAUUUUUGUACAAGGCUGUUCUGAAUAACUUGUUUGUUUUAGAUGUUCCAGACGUGAAGUCGGUUCCUAAUAAUCCCUUGUUCACCUCUCUCCACACACUUUUAAUGGCAAUCUAUCGACGGGACUGUAGACGGACGUUUUGCCCGGACGGACACUGGUUGGCAAAGGAAGUUCGAGUGUCAACUUUUCUCGCAGACUUGGAAAAAGGUAGACGCGGCGCCGCUCUUCUUCUUUCCAAGAUGCCUCAUGUUAUACCCCACUCGGAACGCGUGGUAUUGUUUCGUAAGCACGUGGUUAAUGAGAAAGCGGUAUUGGGUUUAACUGAGAGUGCUUGCAAUAGUACGCCGACAACGCUUAUCGUUGUUCAUAGGACACGCAUAGUAGAGGAUGGGUACCGACAACUCGCAAUGUUGCCAUCCCAGGCACUUAAAGGUGUGAUCAGAGUUCGUUUUGUAAACGAGCAGGGUUUAGCUGAAGCUGGCAUCGAUCAAGAUGGAGUGUUCAAAGAAUUCUUAGAGGAGACAAUAAAGAAAGUUUUCGAUCCAUCUUUAAAUUUAUUUAAAACUACUACUGAGAACCGACUUUAUCCGUCUCCUACAUCCUCCAUGCAAGAUAAUCACUUGCAGCUGUUUGAGUUUGUUGGUCGUAUGUUGGGUAAAGCGGUGUAUGAAGGCAUCGUUGUAGACGUUCCGUUUGCAUCCUUUUUUGUUUCUCAAUUUUCUGGGCAAACUGGAGGAGCAUUGUACAGCUGGUUGGACGAAUUAGCUUCUUUAGAUCGAGACUUGUACCGAAGUCUUACUCUUGUAAAGCAUUACAAGGGCGACGUUAGGCAGUUAGAAUUAACUUUCUCUCUGGAUGAAGAUGUUUUAGGUAAAUUAGUUACGCACGAGUUGGUUCCUGGAGGACGAGCGGUGCCGGUCACCAACGAGAAUAAAAUUAAUUACAUACACCUAAUGGCCCACUUCAGAAUGCACAUGCAAAUAAAAGAUCAGACGGCUGCUUUUAUCAAAGGAUUUCGGUCUAUCAUCAAUCUCGAGUGGUUGGCGUUAUUUUCAACUCCAGAAUUGCAAAGAUUAAUUUCGGGUGAUAACGUCCCGUUAGAUUUACGGGAUUUACGAAAGCAUACACAAUACUAUGGUGGCUUUCAUGACAGUCAUCGCGUUGUAUGUUGGUUAUGGGAUAUUCUGGAGAAAGAUUUUUCAGAAGAGGAAAGGGGCUUAUUCCUAAAGUUUGUCACAAGUUGCUCAAAAUCGCCACUGUUGGGUUUUGCAUUCUUGGACCCUCCGUUUUCGAUUCGUUGCGUAGAAGUUGGCGAUGAUGAGGAUACGGGUGAUACAAUCGGUAGUGUGAUAAGGGGAUUCUUUACAAUUCGUAAGAAAGAUCCGCAAAAUCGUUUGCCCACGUCGUCCACGUGUUUCAAUCUUCUUAAAUUACCAAAUUACCAAAAGAAAAGUACAUUGAGGGAGAAGCUGCGUUACGCUGUCACUAGUAACACUGGCUUUGAGCUUUCUUAAUUUAUAGCCAAUUUAACGGUAAACCAUAGUGGUAUCGUCGCUCAAUAAUACCUAACGAAAAUUUAUACAAAGUGAUCCAGUGGUGUCCAGUGAAAUGUCUUUAACGAUAUCACGAACUUCCUAUCGUACGGGAUAGUGAUUCGUAUAUUCUAUCUGUAUCAAAUUUAAAAAGAAACUAUCGUGAAUUAAGUCGGGAAUUUGCACAAAUUUUAUCAGACAUUAUACGUACGAAGUGACUAAGUUAUCGUUUUUGAUACCUUAAGAGAUUGUUAAUAUUCUCACGCAUCACGAAUUCUCGGGUCAAUUUUACUUUACGGUUAAUCUAAAAGGUGAACUAAUUUACAACUACAUGUCAACGUAAACCUAUACGUCUCAUUUUGUUUCCAAUUUUUAUCGACUUCAAUUUUGGUUCUAAUACAAUCUCUCGCCAAAUGGAUAGAUUACUUAUGGUGUAAAGCACACUAUACCUCAUGAGCUUAAUAUUACUAAUACUUGCGCGCUUGUUAGUUCAUAGUACUACGGAUUAAUGUUAGACAAUUAAAAUCAGCGCUAAACACACCAAGUGAACGUUGUAUGUCUGUGCCCAUCAGUGCCCAGUGAACAAUCAAAAAGAAGGAUUCACGAAUUUCUAAAAGUUGUCGAAUUACUGGAAAGUCGAGGCUCUAUUUUAAGAGGAGCUAUUUUCUCAAAAUUUUGUACAAAUUUUUGAAAGAAUGUAUAAAGGGAGAGAAAGAGUACUUCGAUCUGUAUGGGAAUAUAUGCGUAUAUAUAGUGUGUCCAUGGGUGCUUAUGGGUUUAAACUCCCCUGUCGUGCAAACUUUAAUGUCAGUUUAUUCAGAUUGACCGAGGUGCGAUGAUGGUUUCCUACUUGAGUGUCUCGAAUUGAAUGUCUCGUAACUUUAUCGUGUCUGUUGUCUUUAUACGAACUCAGUGAAUACGAUAGAGAAAAGGGAGCAAAAGGACUGUGUUAUCUGCAAUAUGACGAGGAAUAACUGAUACUAGAGCGGAAUUUAUUUUUCACGCGAUCCAUGCGUAAUUUCGGCGGAUGACUGGAGAAUAUCAUCGAAGGGAAUUCGGUCAGACCAAAGAUAGAAGCCUAUUUACUGUGAGAAGAGAUAAUUCGAGAUGUGAACCUUUUCAUAUUUUCCUACGCAAUCGUAUUGUAAGUUUUCAGGCCUGUAUUCACAGAUUGUACCUAUACUGAAUAAGAGUAAUGAAAUGGGCGUUUCUAGACGGAUAGAAUAAAUUUUAAGAAAGAAUUAGGUUUAGUCGCGUACCAACUAGUUCGUUAACGUGCACAAUGUGAUUGUUAGAAAGAAAAAUUAUUUUCGUUAUGUAUAGAAGGAAAAAGAUACGGACACAAUAAUUUUGGCCCUUGUUACUUUCGAUCAGAAUUUUAUCAAAUUAGCUACUUUCGUAACGUUAAUUGUGAAUACAUGCCUCGCAAAUAUGUGUACAAUUGAACGGGACGAAAGAACAGAUAAUACUCUCCUUUAUGGGUAUACUUACGACCGAAACGAUACAUGUAUAUGAUAAAUGCGAAUGGAUAUCGAUACAAUAUGAAUAUAUGCAAUAAAAUGUCUAAUAAAGCUGUUACGAUUGUAAGAUAAGACCUUUAAAGACCUGAUUAUAUCAUGGCAUUUCAUCAUUAUGAUUUUCAAAACAUAAUUUCAUACGAAAUUGAUUAUAACAAUGGUAAUGCAAAGAUUUGUGAAAUGACUACAUAGAAAUGUAAUUGAUCUUUUAUUACAAUCGUAACAAGAACAACCACGCUUUGUACAUGGCUUGCUUGAAUUAUUCGUACUUGCGUAGCAUUUUUUAUGAGUGUGUAUGUUGUCGUGACGCAACAGAGAUAAGAGCAAUGAGUUUUUUAAUUUAAUACAUUCGACGACGAUUUGCAAUAAUCAUGUAAAUAUACACGUUCAACUGUACAAA
Molecule: messenger RNA, 5450 nt
Organism: Hylaeus anthracinus
Lineage: Eukaryota; Metazoa; Arthropoda; Insecta; Hymenoptera; Colletidae
Product: ubiquitin-protein ligase E3B
Exons: 16
Coding region: 309-3515 (1068 amino acids)
Biological process (GO): protein polyubiquitination; ubiquitin-dependent protein catabolic process
Molecular function (GO): protein binding; ubiquitin protein ligase activity
Source: RefSeq, a predicted model, not a curated record